Molecule: messenger RNA, 501 nt
Organism: Melampsora larici-populina 98AG31
Lineage: Eukaryota; Fungi; Basidiomycota; Pucciniomycetes; Pucciniales; Melampsoraceae
Exons: 5
Coding region: 1-501 (166 amino acids)
Biological process (GO): signal transduction
Cellular component (GO): plasma membrane
Molecular function (GO): GTPase activity; GDP binding; GTP binding
Source: RefSeq, a predicted model, not a curated record
AUGUCAAACAGUAUGAUGAUGUAUAAGAUCGUCUUACUUGGUGAUGGUGGUGUGGGUAAAACAACAUUAAUCAUUCAACUUUGUAUGAACAAAUUCAUGGAUGGUUAUGAUCCAACGAUUGAAGAUUCUUAUAGGAAACAUGUAGUGAUUGAUGAUCAACCUUGUAUACUUGAAAUCCUUGAUACCGCUGGACAGGAGGAAUACACUGCACUCAGAGAUCAAUGGAUCCGUGAAGGAGAAGGAUUCGUAUUAGUCUAUUCGAUCACAGCCAGAGCGACCUUUGAAAGAAUAGAAAGGUUUCGAUCUCAAAUCUUAAGAGUCAAAGAUUCUGAAUCGAUGCCAAUCAUCUUAGUAGGUAAUAAAGCAGAUAAAGCUAAUGAAAGAGAAGUAGGAAAAGAUGAAGGAAUUGCUUGUGCUAGAAAGAUGGGUUGUGAUUUUUUGGAAACGAGUGCUAAGACUAGAUUGAAUGUGGAAUCGGCUUAUUUUAAUUUGAUUAGGUGA